AUGAAAGCGCUUUUGCUGCCGACUCGCGGCCGCCUCGUCGCUGGAGCUCCCUGGGUCUGCCGGAGCUGCCAGUCGCAUUUCUCAACCACGGCCAGGCUUUCGCUAUCGCAUAAAAGAACCAAGAAUGCUCUGCCUGAUUCGCCGGCUCGGACUCGGUUUGCGCCUUCGCCGACGGGAUACCUUCAUCUUGGAUCGCUGAGGACGGCGUUGUUCAACUACCUGCUCGCAAAACGCACCGGAGGCCAGUUUCUUCUUCGAAUUGAAGAUACGGACCAGAAAAGGACCAUUCUCGGAGCUGAACAGCGGCUUUACGACGAUCUUCGAUGGGCAGGCAUACACUGGGAUGAAGGCCCGGUAGUUGGCGGUUCCUACGGGCCGUACAGACAGUCCGAGAGAACCGAGCUCUACAAGACCCAAACCAAGCGACUUAUCUCAGGGGGCCAUGCGUAUAGAUGUUUUUGCACGCCGGAACAUCUCGAUGGCGUAGCUCGACACCGUAACGAGGUGGGGUUGACCCCUGGGUACGAUCGAACCUGCGCCGGAAUAUCAAAAGAGGAGUCUGAUGAACGAGCAGCCAACGGAGAGCUUCAUGUUGUUCGUCUACGAGUUGAUGAUCAAUACCCCAUGUUCAACGACCUUGUAUAUGGAAAGACCGGCCAAAACCGCCCGGCCGGACAACGUGGAGGGCACGAGGGUGUAUUUCCAGACCCAAUCCUUAUAAAGUCUGAUGGCCACCCCACCUACCAUCUUGCUAAUGUUGUGGAUGAUCACUUCAUGGAGAUAACCCAUGUUAUUCGUGGCACUGAAUGGAUGUCUUCAACGCCCAUGCAUAUGGCCCUCUACAAUGCCUUUGAAUGGACACCGCCCCAAUUCGGCCACGUCCCUUUAUUGGUAGAUAUGAACGGUCAAAAGCUCAGCAAGCGGAAUGCAGACAUCGAUAUAUCGUUCUUCAAAGACCAGCAGGGGAUUUUUCCCGAGACACUCGCCAACUUUGCAGCCCUUCUUGGGUGGUCUCAUACUCGCAAAUCUGACGUGUUCAGUCUAAAGGAGCUAGAAGAGACAUUUAACUUGAAACUUACUAAGGGAAACACUGUCGUUGCCUUUGAGAAACUUUGGUUCCUACAGAAAGCACAUGCCAAACGGUAUGCUGCGGAAGGAGGGCCUCAAUUUGACGCUAUAACUCAGCAGGUUGUUAAAGCUGCGCUGAAAAGAUUUACGCCUGAAAAGCUGUCCCCAAUUCUUAAGGGUCGACCCCUUGAAAAACAUGUAGCAUCACUACUGCGAGAGGGUGCUCGAUCAUAUACCACCGCUGAAGAAUUCAUUGCACAAAACGAGACAUUCUUCACACAGACAAUAGAUCGGCCCUCCUAUACCUCUGCGGCAGUAGCUAAGAAUCCAUCAUCUGAACCAGCUAUCCCGAUUUCUACUCUCCAUACUGCUGCUGCUGUUCUAACCAUGAUUCCUGAAGAGCACUGGACAGCCGAGGUCCAUCGUGCAAAUAUUGCUUCCUAUAUAUUUUCUGAUGCUUCAGUCUCUGCUCUUAAUAGGGACGCUGCCAUUGCAAAGGCGGAACAGGAAGCUAGAAAAGAGCUUUUCCAUUACCUUCGCUGGGCUCUUUCUGGAGGGGCGCCUGGGAUUGGCAUACCUAAUACCAUGGAGAUAUUAGGACGAGACGAAACCGUUCGUCGACUGCAAGAUGCUAGAGAAGCCACUAAAGCUCUCCUCCCUCAGAAAAAAAUGCCGAGCAAAAAAUCUGCAUCGACCACGGGGGAGGCGGAAUCUAAAAGCUGGAUGGGAUCACUUGCUGGACUAUCCAAAUAG
This is a messenger RNA of Nannizzia gypsea CBS 118893, 1821 nucleotides long. Its product is annotated as glutamyl-tRNA synthetase. The record is from RefSeq and is a predicted model, not a curated record. Lineage: Eukaryota; Fungi; Ascomycota; Eurotiomycetes; Onygenales; Arthrodermataceae. The coding region runs from base 1 to 1821 and encodes 606 amino acids. Gene Ontology annotation, molecular function: tRNA binding; glutamate-tRNA ligase activity; ATP binding. Gene Ontology annotation, biological process: glutamyl-tRNA aminoacylation. The transcript has 6 exons.